Messenger RNA from Punctularia strigosozonata HHB-11173 SS5, 3600 nucleotides. RefSeq lists its product as uncharacterized. The coding region runs from base 1 to 3600 and encodes 1199 amino acids. Gene Ontology annotation, molecular function: protein binding. NCBI's taxonomy places the organism in Eukaryota, Fungi, Basidiomycota, Agaricomycetes, Corticiales, Punctulariaceae. The transcript is spliced from 6 exons. The record is from RefSeq and is a predicted model, not a curated record.
AUGACAGACGCAGGUCCCGUACUCCUCGAUUCGGCCAUCUGCUAUGCGCGGUCAUCCACAGACAGCGAAGUCACUUCUACUCUUGUCACUCGACGCGCUUGCGUAUGCGCUGCCGAGCUGCCCCGGGAUUGCGAUGGUCCCUUCGCGGAAGCUCUCAGACUCCAUGAGCAAUUCUGCCAUUUUGGUGACCUCGAGGCCGCACAGAGUUGCAUCACGAUAUGUGAAGCGAUUCUCGACGGCCAUGCGGCUGCAGUCCACCCCAUCUCCGGUUCCUCUCAUCUGUCCGCCGAUGUGCCUACCACCUUUCCCGCCUCUCAGCCCGAGCGUCAUCACGUGCUCAUCCAACUGGCGCACACUCUCGAAAAGCGCAUGCUUUACACCUUUGACGUCUCCGACCUCCAGCGCGCCAUGGAGUAUGGUCAAGCCGCCCUCGAUGUCUGCAGCGCGGAAGGGCUAGCUUGUCCCACUGUAUUCUCCCAAUACGCCAGCAUCCUUGACAGCAACGCGGAUGAUAUCGUCCACCGCGAAGACAGACGCCUAGGAGAAUCUCUAUGCCGAGCGGCCAUCCUCUUGUGCCCUCCGGGUCACCCUCUACGGGCCGCGGCAUGUCGCAACCUGGGAUGGAUCCUGUUUCGAAACUUCGAGACGACCGGGUCCGGCGCGUGCCUCGAGGAGGCCAUCACCGUUCAACGCCAGGUUCUCACAGAGACGCUCACAUCCACAACGCUCGAUAGACAUCUCCACCUGCGCUGCUUGGGCCGGUACCUGCUCAUUCGUCAGGAAUCCUUCGGUGAUCCUCUUGACCUCGACAAGUCCCUCGCGUAUCUCGAAGAGGCUCUGAAACUGUGCCCGCCAACGCAUAUCGACACGUGGAAGAUCAUAGGCGACAUGGUCUGGGUGCUCCAGCGCAGAUUCUUCCACUCUGGCGCCAUAGAGGACCUCAAUCGUGCGGCUGACCUGGGACGGCGCGCCUUGGAUGGAGACUGCCCGAACGGUCAACGUCUUCUUCCGAAUAUAAACGGGAUGGCCCUCCUUCUGAAUCUUCUCCAUCAAGUGAAGCUAUCCGAUGGUAAAGAUAUCGACGAGUCGAUCGAGCUCAUGCAGGAAGCUCUGCAGCGCUCGGACCCGGGUUCUGCAGACCAUUGGAUAUUUCUGAUGAACAUGGGCGAUAACCUGCGCCUGCGAUUCAGAUGGAAAGGCGACCUGGACGACCUCGAAGAAGCGGUCCACUUCGGUCGCCUUUGCGCGGACGCUGUGCCCGAAGGUCACUGCAGGCAGUUCCACCCUUCGAUGAAUCUAGCAGAUAUGUUGAUGCUGCGAUUUUCCGAAACGCGGAACAUUUGCGAUCUCGACGAAGCGCUGGCCUGGGACAGGCGGGCCAUGUCGAUCAUCCCUUCGACCCAUUCCGAAAUGACCGUGGUGGUUCUUAGACUGGUUGCCCAUCUUUGCACGCGAUACGAGACUCUCCACGAGGUGGAGGACAUCGAUGAAGCCAUAUCAUUGGCACAAGAAUCGCUGGCCACGCUGCCAGAAGGACACGUCAACAAGCCCCCGAUCGUAUAUCGUCUCGCUCAGGCAUAUCUUCUGCGUGGCCAGGAUGAUCAAAGCCGCAGCGCCCCAGAUAUCAACCAAGCCAUCCAAACCUUGGAACCGAACCUGGAAGCAACGUUACAGGGGAUUUACGGUUCGGAAUGUCUUCGAAUCCUCGCGACCAGCUAUCUGGUGCGCUUCAGGCGACUGCUGGACGUGAACGAUGCAGCUCGCGCAAUGCAGCUCACAUCGAGAUCUUUGGACCUUGCGCAGCCCGGUCGCCGAGAUAGGUACUGGUGCCUCGUUCACGCCGCAGAACUGUACCUCGAACACGGCACGCAAUACCGUAACCCUUCCCUUGCGCUCGCGUACAUCAAAGACGCUCUAGCAGACGAUCAUAGAGACGUCCGCUCUCGGUUACAAGGCGCUAUGCGAGUUCUCGAUGACAUUCAUUCUCACCACGGGGAUGUGAUCAACAUCGCGUCGCCAGCGCAGAUGCAACUUUUAGAUAUCUAUGCCUACAUGGUCGGCCUCCUUCCCCGCGUCGCGUUCUUUGGUCUGCAUCUGCAGACUCGGUUGCAGUCCCUCAAGGCGGGCCAGAGCGUCGCUCUCGAAGGCGCCUCGCAUGCGCUCAACCUCUCCCUCCCGGAGAAGGCCCUGGAGAUCCUGGAACAAGGCCGCGCCCUCUUCUGGACACAUUCUUUACGCCUCCGCUCCCCUUUUGACGCCGUUCCGGUUGAUCUUCGGGACAGGCUAGUCCCCCUCGCGCGACAGCUAGAACAAGUAAGCGACGCUCCGCAAACCGACGAAGAGGUUCCCGCUGUGGAGGAAGAAGAGAGCAGGAGAAGAAAGCAGAGCGAUGAGUUCAACUCGCUGCUGGACCAGGUCCGCCAGUUACCGGGACAAGAGCGAUUCCUCCUCCCAGACGACUAUGCGACGCUCGCCAAAGUCGCCGAGCGAGGACCGGUCGUAGUUCUGGUGUCGAGCAAGUUAGGUUGCCAUGCCGUUGUCCUCAGACGCUCGGUUCCCGUCAUAAGCCUUCCGCUUGGACAAGUCAGCGAGGCGUGGCUUACCGAAUCUGCCGGCGCCUGGAACCUGGCCGUGUCAGAAGCAAGGUCCGUGCUAGGCGAACGCCUGAAGGUAGCGAAAACAGCCAACCGCCAGAGGGCACGACGCUCUAGGGCAGAGGAGAUCCUGCGCAUGUUAUGGACGAACGUCGUACAUCCAAUCAUCGAUGUCCUCCAGAUACAGGCAUCUUCGGGCAGGAACCGUCCGCGCAUGUGGUGGUGUCCGACGGGCCCCUUCGUGCAUCUCCCGCUCCAUGCCGCAGGUGUCGACGGGACCUGGUGUUCGGACUACGUCGUGUCGUCGUAUACGCCCACCCUCGGCGCUCUCCUAAGCGCAAGAGCGACGUACAAGCCUACGAAGAAGCACGAAACGAGGGCGUUGGUCGCUGCAGUCCCUCACUCGGAUAUGCCGGACUGGAAAGACCUUCUGUCGACCCGCGAGGAGGUAGCCGCCGUUCGCGCGAUAUUACCAGACGGAGCAGACAUAUCUGAGCUGCCUGGCGACGGCGCGAUGGUCCCCGGGAACGAGUGUGGCAUCAAGGCGCAAUCGCUUCUGGAGAAACUGCCGCAGGCGACGAUCUUACAUCUCGCAUGUCACGGUCACCAGGACCCGGAGAAUCCGCUCAAGAGCGGCUUCGUGAUGCAGGACGAGAUGCUCACGAUCGAAAGGUUGAUGCCGGUCGCGCUGCCGAACGCGUUCGUGGCGUUCCUGAGCGCCUGCGAGACAGCGAAGGGGGACAAGGACCAGCCCGACCAGGCCGUGCACCUCGCCGCCGCCAUGCUCUUCGCCGGAUUCAAGAGCAUAAUCGCCACGCUUUGGUCGAUGGAAGACGUCGACGGGCCAGCUAUCGCCAGUUCGGUCUAUAGGGUCCUGCUAGGGGGUGACGCGGAGGAGAUCGAUCCAGACGACAUCCCGUAUGCCUUGGAUGACGCGGUACGGGAACUCCGCCGAGAUCACCCGAAUCCGAGUAGAUGGGCCCCCUACAUCCACUUGGGCAUCUAA